Labeo rohita (rohu) is the source of this 6948-nucleotide messenger RNA. It is a transcript of the gene kctd3, whose product is annotated as potassium channel tetramerization domain containing 3. Gene Ontology annotation, biological process: protein homooligomerization. NCBI's taxonomy places the organism in Eukaryota, Metazoa, Chordata, Actinopteri, Cypriniformes, Cyprinidae. Gene Ontology annotation, molecular function: protein binding. The transcript is spliced from 18 exons. The record is from RefSeq and is a predicted model, not a curated record. Bases 335 to 2815 code for a protein of 826 amino acids.
AUUGGCUGACGCUCUGUGGAGUCCACAGUGUUCUAGCAUCGCUCUAUGGCGUCCAUAACACUGAACGUAGCGUUCCCAAGUCCCACAAGCUACAGAAAAAAGGCCUUUGAUAGUUGAACAGCGUGUUUUGAGUUGUUUAAUAAAGCUCUGAAUAUGGAGAACACUGUGUACGAACAGCUUCAUACCACACGUCCGUCUCGUUACGCAUAAUUUAUGGGUUUGCUGGGUCGUGAGGAAGAGUAAAGAGAAUCUUGAGGACUCCAGCUUGAUCGAUGCACAAACUGGAUAAUCAAAUCGCGUGUACUCCUCCUCGCUAACCGUACGGAAUUAGAGGAUGGCUGGAAUCGGGAACGGUUCAACAUCUGGGAUGGGUGACAUCAUCCAGCUGAAUGUCGGAGGAACGAGAUUUAGCACAUCAAGGCAGACUCUGACAUGGAUUCCUGACUCUUUCUUCUCAAGUUUACUUAGUGGAAGAAUAUCAACACUACGGGAUGAAACUGGAGCUAUCUUUAUUGACAGAGACCCAACAGCAUUUGCACCCAUAUUAAACUUUCUUCGAACUAAAGAAUUGGACUUGAGGGGGGUUAACAUAAGUGUCCUGCGACAUGAAGCCGAGUUCUAUGGUAUUACACCCUUAGUCCGACGCUUACUGCUUUGCGAAGAACUGGAGCGAUCGUCGUGUGGAAGCGUGUUGUUUCACGGCUACCUCCCUCCACCAGCUCUCCCAGCGCGGAGCAGUGCCGGUGGGCAGGCGGCAGCUGUUGCAGGUCCAGAGGAGCGCUCAGGCCCCAGUGGUGCAGAGGGAGGUUACUCUCGUUCCUGCCCUCAGUCUUCUCUCCCUGGACCCUCUGGGGCAGAUGGACCUCAAAGACUGGGAUCACCAGUGGACCCUAGGAAGGUGCUGAUUGUCGCUGGCCAUCAUAACUGGAUUGUAGCUGCCUACGCACAUUUUGUCAUUUGCUACAGGAUAAAGGAAUCUUCUGGCUGGCAGCAGGUGUUUUCCAGCCCUUACCUGGACUGGGCCAUAGAGCGGGUGGCCCUCAAUGCAAAAGUUGUAGGCGGCCCCCAUGGAGAUAAAGACAAGAUGGUGGCAGCGUCAUCAGAGAGCAGCAUUAUAUUGUGGAGCAUCCAGGAUGGAGGGAGCGGAAGUGAAAUAGGUGUGUUCAGUCUUGGAGUACCUGUAGACUCUCUGUUCUUCAUUGGGAGUCAGCUGGUUGCUACCAGUCACACAGGGAAAGUAGGAGUGUGGAACGCCGUCACCCAACACUGGCAGGUGCAGGAUGUGGUGCCCAUCACAAGCUGUGACACUGCUGGCUCCUUCCUCUUGCUGGGCUGUAACAACGGCUCAAUUUACUAUAUUGACAUGCAGAAGUUUCCACUGAGAAUGAAGGACAAUGACUUGUUGGUGACAGAGCUGUACCACGACCCAUCGAAUGAUGCCAUCACAGCCCUCAGUGUCUACCUGACGCCUAAAACCAGUGUGAGUGGAAACUGGAUUGAGAUAGCGUAUGGAACCAGUUCAGGGGCUGUGCGUGUCAUCGUGCAGCAUCCAGAAACAGUUGGAUCUGGUCCACAGCUCUUCCAGACCUUCACUGUCCACCGCAGCCCCGUCACUAAGAUCAUGCUCUCAGAAAAGCACUUAGUCUCAGUGUGUGCUGACAAUAAUCACGUACGCACAUGGACGGUGACGCGCUUCAGAGGCAUGAUCUCCACACAGCCAGGAUCUACUCCACUGGCCUCUUUCAAGAUCAUCUCACUGGAGGAGACAGAAAGCCACAGCAGCUAUUCCUCUGGCAAUGACAUCGGUCCAUUUGGAGAGAGAGACGACCAGCAGGUGUUCAUUCAGAAAGUCAUUCCAAUUACCAACAAACUCUUUGUUCGCCUCUCCUCUACAGGAAAAAGGAUCUGUGAGGUCCAGGCUGUCGAUGGCACCACCAUCACGUGUUUCACAGUGCGAGAGUGUGAAGGCUCGAGCCGGAUGGGAUCCAGACCACGCCGUUACCUCUUCACUGGCCAUGCAAACGGAAGCAUUCAGAUGUGGGACCUCACCACAGCUAUGGACACAGUCAACAAGAGCGAUGACAAAGCCAAGCGGGAACCAGAGGUGGGAGGUCCAACUGAGGAGGAGCUUCUGAAGCUGCUUGACCAAUGUGAUUUGAGCACAUCCCGUUGUGCCACGCCCAACAUCAGCCCUGCCCCUUCUGUGCUGCAGCACAGCCGGCUGCGAGAGUCCUGCUCCAGUCUCCAGCUGCAGGCUCAGGAGCCCAUACCUGAGACGGCCACUUAUGGAGCUUUACGGCCAUACCGAGAAAGCCCCUUGCUGGCCCGUGCUCGACGCACAGAGAGCUUCCACAGCUACCGCGACUUCCACAGCUUAAACCUGACCAAGGCCCUGCUGGAAAACCACGGACAGUGCGGAUCCUCUGAGGACGAGAUGCGCCAAUCAGUGGGAGAGAGCAACGCUGAGGACCCCGACAAAAGAAACUCUACCCUGGAUCUUUGGGCAUCCAGAUCAUCCGAAACCCAGUCUGCAGUCGCACGCAAACCCCCAGACAGCCCCGGAGACCAACGGCGAAGGGCCAAUUUGAUGGAAGAAGGGGCUGCAGACUCCAGACCGGAUGGGGGCAGGAGGAGAGGGGCAUUUGAAGCAAAUUUUCUCAGCAGGAAAAAGGCUCCUCCGGUUCCACAGUUGAGCCCCCCACCAGCAGGAGCCGAUGGAGGGGGCAGUGACUCAUCCAGCACCGCCUCACCCUCGCCAACUAAAGUUUCCACGUCCCCACGCCAUCGCAAGGCUCCUGACACAGCAUCUGAGUGAUGGUUUACACAGGUUUGUCAUACGCAGCGGUCGUACCAAAUACAAUAAUCAACGACAGGGAAAAGUAAGUAGUUGAAUGGAUGAUGAAAUAGUCAAAAGUGAAGUGUUUCAGAAUGCAGACGUGAAGCGUUGGCAGCUAAAAAAAAAAAACCUCACUCACUGUGGAUAGAUUUAAAGGGAAAAUACAAAUGUCAGGUCAAUUUCAUGUGUGUUAACCAGUUGAAAGAAUUUAUUUAGCUUUCGUCAGACAAAUAUGGACCCAGUCCUCUCUUCGUUACUUUUUCCAAGCUUAAAAAUGAGAUUCAUUUACUUUUCAAUUCUCUGAGAAAAUUAACAAAGAGUGACUAGAUUAUUUAUUACUCAACCAGUUAGACUUUAGCUUUGUUCACCUGCGCCUUUACUGCAAUAUUUAAACGUUUUAAGUAUUUUUGGCCAUUGAAAAUAGAUUUCUUGAUUUUAACCAAUUCUCAUUUUUCCAAUAAGAUAUUGAGUCUUAAAUCCCAAGAAUCGAUAAGUCAAGCCUGUUUUCAGUUAAUGGAUGGAACAUUGUAGCACACCUCUCAUCAAAUGAAUCGCAAUAAGCUUUGUGCUUUGUUACAUUUGAUAUUUUUUAGUCUGAUUUUUAAUUUCAAUAUUCAAACAAUAAAUACUGUUUUGCCGCUGUUUAACGUGGAGUGACAGAUCACUGUAGCGCCUUGGUUCAAGAAGCAGCAUGUGAACUGAUCAUCUCCAGUUUCAGCACAAAAUAAACAUCUGAAGGUAUAUUAAAAAAAAAAAGGGUGCAACUUACCAAAAUCCAUAUCCUGUCUUGUGUAGUCGCUCAAUCAGAGUUUCAACCAUAGAAAGACAAUGCCACAAAACGUCACAUUUACCUCAGAAAAAACAUAUUCGUUGACAAUAAACUUGUUAGUCAGCUAGAAAACUGAACUCUAGGGAGGAGCAUUUUACUAAAUAUAUCAAAAAUACAAGUUGAAUCGUGAAUUGUGGUGCUUGUGAUUCAGAAUCGAAUCAAAUUGUGAAAUUUGUGUCAAAACCCAGCCCUAAUAAGUACAUGAAAAAACAUAAAAAUUGCCCAUACAGCGAACAAUAUCUAUUCAGAGCUCUAAGUAGUAGAAUUAAAUUUAACUUACUGAUAAUCUUGUUUUGCUAAUCCUUUCUGACAGCUGUGAUAUGCAUUUGCUUCAUUGUAUGGAAAAGAUCGUAUUGGACAAUGUGCUGCUUUUGUGUUCCAUAAAAAGAAAAAGAAAAAAAAAAAAAAACAGGGAUUGAAAGGCUCUUCAGAUUUUGGGUGGAUUGUUGCUUGAAUGGUUUGCUAUUCUCUUGUAAAUUAAGUUGCUUUUUUAAAAAGUAGAUUAGCAUGCUGAUGCUACUGGCCACUAACGGUACCUUCAAAACACUGUGAUGCACUUUACUGUCUGUCUUUACAUUCACCCUUUUAUAAUGAAAUACUAAAGAAACGAACUUUGAAGUUUGAAGCGCAGGUUGGACUCUACUGCUGUCAUGAAGGCUGCAGGAAUCAGAAGCCUCUGACAUCUCAAUAUGUUUCUUUCUUCAUCAAUCCUUUCAGAAGGUUUGCACUCUCUGAACUUUCAGCAUGCAUCCGCAGGGGAUUUUUACUUGCUCUAUUCAUUUUUGGGAUUUAUUCAGUGCAUUUUGCUAAUUUGGAUAGAUACUGCUGUGAGAAAUCAAAACAGAUUUAGCCUUUUCUGUCUUUCUGAUAAGAGGGUUAGUUAUGGAAGUCAGUUUCUGCCGCUGAAUGGCAGGAAAAAGGUUAUUGUGAAUUUUAUCUCACAAUUCUGACCUUUUUUUCCCUCAUAACUACGUGAUAUAAUCUCGCAAUUGGUAUAUUGUCCUGAUAUACCAUGAUAUAAAAAACUCGCAAUUCUGACUUUUUUCUCCCAAAUGCGAGUUUGUAUCUUGCAUUUUUUUUUUCUCAGAAUUGUGAUACAGUAGAAACUCACAACUGCAAGUUAAGUCCAUGUUUGAGAGAAAAAAAACUGGUAUGUUCUCACAAUUCUGACUAAAUAACUUGCAAUUGCUUUAUAAAGUCAAAAUUGUGAGUUUAUAUUUAGCAAUUCUGACUUUAUUUCUCAGAAUUGCUUGUUUGUUUUGCAAUUCUGACUUUAGAACUUGCAUCUGCAAGUUAAUAACACAAAUCUGACUUCAUUUCUCAGAACUGAAAUGUCUCAAUUCUGGCUUUAUAACUUGCAAUUGCGAGUUUAUAUCAUGCGAUUUUGAGAAAAAAAGCCAGAAUUGUGAGUUUAUAUCUCACAAUUUUGACUUUAUAGCAUGCAAUUGCGUUAAAAAGUCAGAAUUUAUAUAAACUCCCAAUUCUGAGAAAAAAAAGUCAGAAUUGUAAGUUUAUAUCUCAAAUUUCUGACACUAUUUUUCAGAAUUGUAACUUUUUGUCUCAAUUCUGGCUUUAUAACUUGCAACUGCGAGUUUAUAUCAUGCGAUUUUGAGAAAAAAAGAGAAUUGUGAGUUUAUAUCUUGAAAUUCUGACUUUAUUUCUCAGAAUUGUGACUUUUUGUCUCAAUUCUGGCUUUAUAACUUGCAACUACGAGUUUAUAUCAUGCGAUUUUGAUAUAAAAAAGCCAGAAUUGUGAUUUAUCUCUGACAAUUUUGAAUUUAUAACACGCAGUUGCGUUACAAAGUCAGAAUUGAUAUAAACUCGGGAAUUCUGAGAAAAAAAAAGCCAGAAUUGUGAGUUUAUAUCUCAAAUUUCUGACUUCAUUUCUCAGAAUUGCGAGUUUGUCUCACAAUUCUGACUUUAUAACCUGCAAUUGCCAGUUUAUAUCAUAAAAUUCUGAAAAAAAAGUUAGAAUCGUUUAUAUCUCUUAAUUCUGACUUUAUUCCCAAAAUUUCAAGUUUGUGUUUUACAGUUCUGACUUUAGAACUUUUAUGCAAGUUUAUAUCAUGCAAUUUUGAGAAAAAAUUUCAGAAUUGCGAUAGAAAUUACCUUUUUCCCGUGCUGGAAACAGGCUUCCAUAAUUGGAUUAUCACAUUAUGCAACUGAUUUAAGUGAAGCUGGUUCAGUUUAACUCGAAGAAGACAUUUGUCAAGAUGAGAAAGAAAAGAAAAGAAAAGAAAAGAAAAAGUAUGUUUUACAGACAGUUGCCAGAUUUAAAGAUAAUAUACAAUUAAAAAUAGGAAAAACAUUUUUUUACUAAUGGAUUAGCUCUGUAUUUACAAACGUAUAAUCAUACUGACUUAUGUAAAUACAAACUUUUAAAUAUAUCUAAAUUAAUCAACGUGAAUAAUUUCAUCAUAAAGUGUGUUAUCGUUUGCAUUUUCACUUCUGUUUAGAGUAUAUUGUAAAGGAUUAUUUAUAUUUGACAUGAAGCUAAUUUUGCAUUGUUGACUGACAAGCAUGAUCACUUUUUUUCCAGCCAUUCCACUUUGUGCACAGGUUAUAUCCUACAAGAAAAUGUACAGUAUAUAUCAAACGAUCAAUGAUACAUAUCCAAUAUGUAGUUUUAUGUUGCUAAGUGAGAUUAUUAUUUUAAUUGUAACUAAAUAGAAGCCUUUAACAGAGUACUUACUUUAUAUGAAGGAAAUAAGAUCUUAUUAACGCUAUGCAAUCAGUGAUAGUGCUGACAGUAGGCUACGCAGCCUGAAACUUAAUGAAUACAUGUAUAACAGAAAGUUCUUUAGACAACAGCAUAAAGCUAGAAAAAUAAAAUAAAUAAAAUACAAAUAAUUAGCCCUCGAAAGAUCUGUAUCUUUCAUCUGUCAAAAUUUUGUUGCUCAUAAAUCUUUUUAAAAUGUUCUUUGUGUAUUGAUCUUGGUAUCAAAAUGAUAUCAAACCAGAAAUUAAUAUUAAUUAAUUGCACUAAUGUUUUUUUGGUUUUUGGUCCAUCAUCUACUAUACAUAACUGUUGUGAGCAAGCGAAAAUAAAAUCUUAUUACAUGUAUUUCAUUAAGCAUUGUACUUUAAUCAGCCACUUGUAUCAUUCAUUUGCCUUCUGGGGUGUUUCAGUGUUGGGGACUAUUUAAUUGACAAAAGUAUGAUGAUUUUUCAUGCUUGCUUUCUGAAAUACAGCCACAAGCUGUUUUCAGUCUGGUUACAUGCACUACAAUUUGGUACUCAGCUUCUGUACAUUUCCAGUGGCUCAAUAAAGUAACCAAACAGA